AUGUCCGACCACGUCGAGGAUCAGGACUGCGACGCUGGGGACACAGAGCUGCCCAUCAUACCUCCCAUCAUCUUCUCCCUCAUCAGAGACAAACCGUCGCGCUCGACCCUCGGAUGGAUUCGGAUCACGCAUGUUUGUCGAUCCUGGCGUGAAAUUGCCAUUGGCAGUCCCAUUCUGUGGACCGCCACCCCUUUUCAGCUCGGAAAGUAUUGGAUGGAGGAAUUUCUUCGUCGCUCAGAGCCGGUUCCUGCAAAAAUCUACUGGUCACCCACUGUCAGCUCGCUGCCCCUCUCCGAAAUCCCCAUUGCCAGUAUCCAAGCUCGUCUAAGUAGCCUCAGCAUCGGUGUCACUACCAGUAAGGAAGCACUGAAAAGAUUACUUCAAGGGUUUCCCACGUCCGUGCCCGUGUUGGAAGAACUACGCAUCGCCUAUUUGAACCGUUCGGGCACGAUACAUCACUCCACUGUUCCUGCUUGGAUGACACCGAGAGACGCAGCCGCGAAUAGUGUGAUACUCACUUCCCUUCUCAACGUCCUCCAGGCCACCCCGGUUCUUCAGUCGCUUGAGAUCCGUAACCAGCUCCCAUCCACUGGAAAUGUCAACGACCCUGUCAUUCCGCCCCUACGACGACUCGUCCCGUUGAACAGUUUGUGCACACUCGUCAUUCGAGGGGGGCUGUCAUGUCUUGUUGGCCGGCUGAUACAAAGCCUUUACAUCCCGUUGCUCGCCAACGGCGAUUUUGAGGCCACUUACAGGCACAACCACGAUUUUCAGGUUUAUUGGCUAUACGACGAACGCACAGAAGAGAGCCUACAAGUUUAUUGA
Molecule: messenger RNA, 825 nt
Organism: Stereum hirsutum FP-91666 SS1
Lineage: Eukaryota; Fungi; Basidiomycota; Agaricomycetes; Russulales; Stereaceae
Exons: 3
Coding region: 1-825 (274 amino acids)
Source: RefSeq, a predicted model, not a curated record